Messenger RNA from Gossypium raimondii (Peruvian cotton), 1388 nucleotides. RefSeq lists its product as uncharacterized. Gene Ontology annotation, biological process: protein ubiquitination. The record is from RefSeq and is a predicted model, not a curated record. NCBI's taxonomy places the organism in Eukaryota, Viridiplantae, Streptophyta, Magnoliopsida, Malvales, Malvaceae. The transcript is spliced from 3 exons. Bases 170 to 1105 code for a protein of 311 amino acids. Gene Ontology annotation, cellular component: CCR4-NOT complex. Gene Ontology annotation, molecular function: ubiquitin-protein transferase activity.
UGCAGAGUUUGUGUGUGUAUCUCAUUCUAUCCAUUUUCAGCCGUUUGAUCGUCAUUCUAUCCGGUAAUCCGUUAUUUCUCUCCUCCGGCGUUGAUCUCCUUCUUCGUCAUACACUGUUUUCCUCUUCGCCAAACACCCUAAAGAAUUUUUAUUGUAUCAGUUUCUCACCAUGGUUUCUGAUUUCGCCUCCAAUGUUUCUCUGCCUUGCCCUUCUAAGAAGAAGAGAACAAAUAGAUUGGCGAAAUUGAAGCAGUAUAAGCUCGAUGUUAGGCGUGAACAAUGGCUGUCUCAAGUAAAGAACAAAGACUGCAAAGUGGAUUUGAAUGGGUGUGCUGGGUCUCCUCCAUUUUCCACAAAGAGAGCUGAUGAACAGAACAAAUCAUUGCGCAAUUUGGAAACAAAUUUGAGGGAAGAGGAAAGUGAAGAUGCACUGAGCAUUCAUGAAAGUGAUUUGGAGUCCUUGAUGAACUGCCCCAUUCAAAGCAAUCUGGGAAAUAAUGACACGAAAGAAGCUAUUAGUGUACAUAGCUGCAGUGGCAGUAGCACUGGUUCUUGUUCUGGAAGUGUCAGUGAGGAAGAGAAGGAUGGGUGCCUAGACAAUUGGGAGGAUGUUGCAGAUGCCUUGAGUGCAGAUGACAGUCAACAUAACUCACCCAUGAAUUCUCCUGCUAAAUCUGAAACAAUGGUUGAAUGUGCUAGUGCUGACCAACAGUUCAAGGACAAAAGAAUAGAUCAGUCGAAUUCAGAGAGUAGGCAAACAGUUUAUGGUUCCCACACGAAUUGUCGAGCAUGGAGGCCUGAUGAUGUUUUGCGUCCUCAAAGUCUGCCAAGCCUUUCUAAACAGCAUGACAUUUCUUUGAAUUCGAAUUGGCAUAGUGGCCAUGGGGCUAUCACCUGGAAACAGAGGAGCACUAUGUAUCACCCUUCUUCAUGCCCUAUCUGCUAUGAGGACUUGGAUGCCACAGAUUCUAGUUUUCUCCCUUGUUCAUGCGGAUUUCUGCUUUGCCUCUUCUGUCACAAAAGGAUUCUUGAAGUGGAUGGGCGGUGUCCUGGAUGUAGGAAACAUUAUGAUAGCAUUAAUAGAAAUAUAUGUUUCAAUAGAUGAGCUGUGCUUUUCAACUAGCUUGUUCUUGUAGAAUGAGUCCUAGAGCAUAGGAGGAAAGUUUCUUUGUUUUUCCUCCUAAUAAAAUGCAUGUCUUAUAUCUCUCCGUAUAUUAAUAAUGUCUAGAAACAGUUUGCUGAAGUGACCUAAUGCUGAAUUAAGCCAAGGGUUAGUUUCAUUUAUUUGCAUAAUGUUUUACACGCUUUACUCUUAAGAAAUAUAUGUCAAUAUCUGUAUCCAAGUACUGUGGUUGGCGAUUUUAAUUUAGUGGUAACUUUUGCUUUCA